Penicillium cataractarum is the source of this 1236-nucleotide messenger RNA. RefSeq lists its product as uncharacterized. Gene Ontology annotation, biological process: error-free translesion synthesis; error-prone translesion synthesis. Gene Ontology annotation, cellular component: nucleus. The transcript is spliced from 2 exons. The annotation marks the transcript as partial. NCBI's taxonomy places the organism in Eukaryota, Fungi, Ascomycota, Eurotiomycetes, Eurotiales, Aspergillaceae. The record is from RefSeq and is a predicted model, not a curated record. Gene Ontology annotation, molecular function: deoxycytidyl transferase activity; DNA-directed DNA polymerase activity.
CAAAACAAAAACACUCCAUUUUCUGGUUCCGCAACUCGACCCGCGGUCCAACGUCACGUUGCCGCAAACUUGGAAAAGCCCUUCCCUCGCAACGCACACUACACAACCUCGACAACUCAACGGACAUCUUACGUUCAACCUUUCAACCCGGCGCCAGCAACAGCGCCGAACCGCCCUCCUCUGUCAACCCCCCCCAAAAUGCCCGCCUCCCCACCAGAGAUACCCCCCACCCACCAAAAACCUGACCCCAAAAGCCACCGCAUUUUCGACCCCUGGAACUCCUCCUCAACAGGCCACCAGUGCGCCGACAACCCCUAUUCCGGCACAACAAGCUGGCGCGAUACCCGCUCCGCAAAACUAAAGCAGCAGUUCCGCGGCGAGGAUUGUUCCCGUGAUACCGCCGGCGCGCUAGAUGACUCGGACUUUUCGGCGAAAGCGUUCGAUGGGACGUGUGGAUCCGUGUCGCCGGUUGCGGAGAGCUAUGGGGGGAGAACGAGGGCUGGAGAGUGGCGAUGGGUUUCGGAGGAGGAGGCGAAGAGGGCUCAGCUGGGUGUAAGGGAUAUUCGGUGUUUUAUGGGUGUUGGGAAGAGGAAAGCUGGGGAUGAGGACCUGAUGCAGUCGCAGGCUGGUAAGAAGGCGAGGACUGUAUUGGAAAGGAAGUCGAUUCCAAGUACGAUGAUCCUGACUCCUGCGUCUACACCCACACCUGCGACUGUGACGGUACCAAGGACUUCAACCACGUCUACAAGUGCAUCCACCCCAACGAGCACGACCCAAACACUCUCAACCCCGAAAUCCGAGUCUGACACCGAUAACUCACGACAAAGAAGUACCGCAACACCCUCCACCACCAAACCAUCAUCUUCGACCCUCUUCACCGGCACAACAAUCUACAUAAACGGCUCAACCCUCCCCCAAAUAUCAGACCACAAACUAAAAUCCCUCCUCGCAUCUCACGGCGCUACAAUCGCCAUCGGGAUGGCCCGCCGGACAGUCACACAUGUUAUCAUCGGGCAACCCUGUACAAAGGGCCAGGGUGCCGGCGGUGGUCUUGCGGCGGGGAAAUUGCAGGGGGAGAUUGAGAGGGGUGGGUGGAAGGGUGUUAAGGUUGUUGGUGUUGAUUGGAUUCUCGAGAGUAUCAAGGCAGGUAAAAGGCUUGCUGAGUCUAGGUUUGCUGUUUUGAGUGUUGCGCCGAAGGGGCAGAGGAGUGUUGCUAGUAUGUUUGGUGGGAGGUGA